Molecule: messenger RNA, 756 nt
Organism: Verticillium alfalfae VaMs.102
Lineage: Eukaryota; Fungi; Ascomycota; Sordariomycetes; Glomerellales; Plectosphaerellaceae
Product: 40S ribosomal protein S10-B
Exons: 3
Coding region: 24-626 (200 amino acids)
Source: RefSeq, a predicted model, not a curated record
GUCGAGACGAUCACAACCGCACGAUGUUGAUGCCAAGGCUGACCGCAAGAAGAUCCACGAGUACCUCUUCCGAGAGGGUGUCCUCGUCGCCGCGAAGGACUUCAACCUCCCCAAGCACCCCGACAUCGACACGAAGAACCUUUUCGUCAUCAAGGCUCUCCAGUCGCUCAACUCGCGCGGCUACGUCAAGACCCAGUUCAGCUGGCAAUACUACUACUACACCCUCACCCCCGAGGGUCUCGAUUACCUGCGCGAAUGGCUCCACCUGCCCGCUGAGAUCGUUCCUGCCACCCACAUCAAGCAGCAGCGAUCCCACGCUCCCCCCCGCGGCAUGCUCGGCGAGGGUGAGCGCGAGCGCAAGCCGUUCGGCGGCCGUGGCCGUGGUGGUGACCGGGGUGACCGUGAGGGUGGCUACCGCCGCCGGGAGGCUGGUGGUGAGGGCAAGGAGGGUGGUGCGCCUGCCGGCUUCGAGCCGCAGUUCCGUGGUGGCUACGGCCGUGGCCGUGGUGCCGCUCCCCCCUCGUAAACGGAGAGGGUCCUUUCCUAACGACUUUCACUCUCGAGACGCACAUGGCGAAAAAAAUAGGGCACCGACAUGUAUUCUGAAAAGUGGAGGGCCGGAAUGAUCGCGCGUCGGGUUCACGUCAUACAGACUACGGGGGAAACAUCGUAGGGAGUUUGGAGGAUAGAUCCUCGGACAUUGCGGUUGCAUUAACGGACACUUUCUCGCACGCAGAUGCUGUGCUGUUUGCCGAU